This is a messenger RNA of Drosophila biarmipes, 524 nucleotides long. Its product is annotated as CCHC-type zinc finger nucleic acid binding protein-like. Lineage: Eukaryota; Metazoa; Arthropoda; Insecta; Diptera; Drosophilidae. Bases 97 to 474 code for a protein of 125 amino acids. The record is from RefSeq and is a predicted model, not a curated record. The transcript has 2 exons. Gene Ontology annotation, molecular function: nucleic acid binding; zinc ion binding.
UGACCUAAUGGCAGAGCUGAUCUCAAGGUUUAGGGGAAAAUCAUCGAAGUUGGAGAUACGACGCAAAUUCGAAGGAGCUAUGUCGAUGAUAAGAUAAUGCUUGCUCAGGGCAUUAAUAUUGAUGCAGAUGAAAUGUUGAGCUGCAUCAUCGAAGGUAUCCCCAAUCAAGGGCUACGCAAUCAGGCGCAUAUUCAAUGCUUUGUGGAUGUUGGGCACAUAAAGAGGGCGUUUGCGGAUGUAAGCUUGCCAAAGCUAUAUGGAGUUGGCAGGCCGACGACAUCAACGGAUCCCAAGGACAGCAAGGAGACUCGUUGUUUAAAUUGCAAUGCCAAAGGGCAUUGGGCGUAUGAGUGCAGGAAGUCGAAACGGGAGAAAGGAUCAUGCUAUGCGUGCGGAGAGAUGGGACACUUUGUUGCGAAAUGCUUGAAAAACAAAAACAAGAACGAGGGCGAAAACAAAUAUAAUGCCUCAUAGAUACAGGAAGCCCAACUUCAUUUAUUAAAAUAUCCAAAGUGCCAGAAGAC